CAGAUCAGCACUACUUGAGUAUUGAAGUCAAGCUUAAGUGUUACCUUAAUCAUAAAGGAUUUCAAGCCUUCUCUUUCUAUACAGAUUCUAUCUAUUUCUAUAAGGAGGAUUUCUAGCUUCUUGAAAGACUUUGGAUAAGCAAGUGACAGGACAGAAUGGCAGAGGACAAAACAUUUAAGCAAGAGAUACAGAAUAUAUUUGAAGCAGGUAAACAUACACCACUUGACAAACUAGUGUUCACUUACAAGGGUGUGUUAUAUCCCAGUGUACCUUGCAACAUUGAUAUAUUUCAAGCAUUGGAAUCAUUUGAAGCCAGAAAUGAUGACAUCUUGUUAGCUUCUUAUCCGAAAUGUGGAAGUAACUGGACUUUGCAAUUACUCAGUGACAUGAUAAAAGUUGCUUACUCUAGAAAUGCACUAACAAAGAUUCCAAUUCUAGAAUUUGCUGCUCCUGAUAAAUUUGAGAAGCUAAAACAAGAAGGCUCACCCAGACUCCUGUCAACACAUCUGCUGUAUGAUAAUAUUCCCAAAAAUGUUUUUGAAAAGAGAGUAAAGAUAGUGUUGGUAAUUCGAAAUCCAAAGGAUACAGCUGUGUCAUUUUUCCAUUUUUACAACAGUAACGUACUGUAUCCCACCUACAAUUCCUGGGAUACCUUCUUUCAAGACUUCAUAAGCGGAAAAGUUGCUUGGGGAUCCUACUUUGAUCAAAUGGUUGCUUGGAACAAACACAUUGACGAUGACACUGUAUAUAUAGUAACAUAUGAAGAGAUGAAGCAGGACUUAAAGGCAGCAGUAAAGAAGAUGGCAGGUUUCCUUGGGAUUUCUCUGAAUGAAGAACAAGUACAGCAAAUUGCUGAUGAUGGAACAUUCAAGUCCAUGAAAGAGAAAGCCAAAGAAUCAUAUGGAGAUUUUGUGCCAGUGUUCUUUAGAAAAGGGGAAGUUGGAGACUGGAAGAAUUAUUUUACAGAAGCUCAAAACCAAGAAAUUGAUGCAAAAUUUGAAGAGUACUUAGCGGGAACGAAACUGGGAGAAAUGAUAAAUUAUAAUGUAUACUGUAAAUAAUGAAUGUUUGAUGGAAUAUAAACAUCCAAUCAAUGGCCUCUGUUCUAAUCCAAAACACAUUGUCAUAUGAAAACCUCUGACUUUAAACAGCAUUAUUUAAAUUUGAAAAGAAAACAAAAACUUACUUUUGUGUAGGAAAAACAGGAACAUCUGGUUAACAGCAGCAAAACUAAACAGUAAACAUCAGGAUUUGCACCGCAUUCACAGAAGCCAAAUAUAUGUGAUCAAUUUGACAACUAAUUAAUUCAGUAUUGGUGUUUACAGCUAAAUGUGUUGGAUUGUAUGUUUUUUUCUUAUAAAUAGCAAUUCAUAACAAGUUUUAUUUGAGCUAUAUUUGACUUUUAAACGUGAAUGAAGCAGGUACAAAACAUUAUAUACAGUAGAAUUGCAUAAUCAAGAAAUAUAUAAUAAAAAAACAUAUUGCAAUUACACUAACUUUCAAUUUUAAAUGAGCAGUAGACUAUUUUGAUUACUUAAUGUCCUUUAAUUAAAGUUAACUGGUUAAAAA
Messenger RNA from Bombina bombina (fire-bellied toad), 1569 nucleotides. RefSeq names its product sulfotransferase 6B1-like. Gene Ontology annotation, biological process: sulfation. Gene Ontology annotation, molecular function: sulfotransferase activity. The transcript has 8 exons. Gene Ontology annotation, cellular component: cytoplasm. Lineage: Eukaryota; Metazoa; Chordata; Amphibia; Anura; Bombinatoridae. The record is from RefSeq and is a predicted model, not a curated record. Bases 156 to 1061 code for a protein of 301 amino acids.